UGCAAUUACUCCAUGAGUGUUAGACGUUAGUUAUUAGUAGUACCAGCUUAAACACAAUUCACAACAAUUUAGUGAAUUCACCAAACAACCACUCCUCUCUCCAUUCUCCAAAACCCAAUUUCAGAAACCAGUCAAAAACAAAACAAAACAAAACAAAACAAAAAAAUGGGCGAAAAUGAAAAUGAUGAAACCCAAAAUUCAAGCUCUCAACAAUGGCGGAAAAUUCCAGAAUUAGAAGGCAAAGUAGUGAUGGUAACAGGAGCAUCAGCUGGUUUAGGCAAAGAUUUCUGCCUUGAUCUUGCCAAAUCAGGUUGCAAAAUCAUCGCCGCUGCUCGUCGUAUUGAUCGCCUCAAAUCUCUUUGCGAUCACAUCAAUUCUCUCUCCUCCUCCUCAUCAUCUUCUUCUUCGUCUGGUAAUGGUGGCGUGAGAGCAGUAGCAGUUGAAUUGGAUGUUUCAGCUGAUGGAAAAACGAUUGAUGCGUCUGUUAAUAAAGCUUGGAAUGCAUUUGGUUGUAUUCAUGCUCUUGUUAAUAACGCUGGUAUUCGCGGUAAUGUGAAAUCUGCAUUAGACAUAACUGAGGAGGAAUGGGAUAAUACUUUCAAAACUAAUUUAACGGGAGCAUGGUUGGUUUCAAAGUCUGUAUGCAUACGCAUGCGUGAUGCGAAGAUUGGAGGAUCAAUUGUUAACAUAUCUUCAAUCGCUGGUCUGAACAGAGGCCAGCUUCCUGGCUCUGCAGCUUAUUCUGCAUCAAAGGCUGGCCUAAAUACAUUGACCAAGAUGAUGGCCCUGGAAUUGGGUGUAUAUAAGAUUCGAAUUAAUUCUAUAUCACCUGGACUAUUCAAGUCAGAGAUCACUGAGAAUCUUAUGGAAAAGGACUGGCUCAACAAGGUGGCCGUGAAAACUGUUCCUCUGCAAACAUUUGGCACAUCUGAUCCAGCGUUAACAUCUCUUGUCCGGUACUUGAUACUUGACGCCUCAGAGUAUGUAACAGGAAAUAUUUUCAUUGUCGAUGCUGGUGCCACUUUACCUGGUGUCCCAAUUUUCUCUUCUCUUUAGGUAUGCUGUGUGUGGUAUAUUGUUAUGUACUAGUAAUUGAGGAUUUGUGCAAUAUAUUUGUAACUAGGCUGACAAAUAUAGGGUAGAAACCUGUAUUGAUGUCGAUUUGUAGAGUUGCUCAAUCCAAAAGAUUCAUUUUGGAAAUGAGAAAUGAAAUUACAUUCAAUAUAUGUUACUCUUGAUAUAAAAAUUUAAUGAUUAUGCCAUUGAA
Molecule: messenger RNA, 1267 nt
Organism: Beta vulgaris subsp. vulgaris (sugar beet)
Lineage: Eukaryota; Viridiplantae; Streptophyta; Magnoliopsida; Caryophyllales; Amaranthaceae
Exons: 3
Coding region: 166-1056 (296 amino acids)
Molecular function (GO): oxidoreductase activity
Source: RefSeq, a predicted model, not a curated record